This is a messenger RNA of Calidris pugnax (ruff), 1843 nucleotides long. RefSeq names its product meteorin, glial cell differentiation regulator (gene METRN). The record is from RefSeq and is a predicted model, not a curated record. The coding region runs from base 1 to 945 and encodes 314 amino acids. The transcript has 4 exons. Gene Ontology annotation, biological process: glial cell differentiation; positive regulation of axonogenesis. Lineage: Eukaryota; Metazoa; Chordata; Aves; Charadriiformes; Scolopacidae. Gene Ontology annotation, molecular function: hormone activity.
AUGCGGCGGGGGGUGGUUGCGGGGCCGGUGCCGGUGCCGGUGCCGGUGCCGGUGCCGGUGCCGAUGCCGAUGCCGAUGCCGAUGCCGAUGCCGAUGCCGAUGCCGGUGCCGGUGCCGGGGGGGUCCCGGCUGAUGGGGUACGCUGUGCCCGGCAGCGGGCUGUCGCAGGAGGCGGGCAGCGUGGAGCAGCUCUCCCUGCACUGCGCCGAGGGCUGGCUGGAGUGGCUGUACCCCACGGGGGCCCUUCGCCUCCGCCUGGACCCCCGCCUGCCCCCCACCACCGCCGCCGUCAAGGGACAGAACCCCCGCCACGUCACCGCCUGCGUCAAACCUUCCGGCACUUUUCGGGGGGCUCAGCUCUACCUGGAAAGGGAAGGGGUGUUGGAGCUGCUGCUGCCGGAGGCCCCCCGGCCCCGCGUCCGCUGCUUCAGCUGGUUGCCCCGGGAGAAGGUGGCCCUGUUCCUGCAGGCCACCCCGCACCGCGACAUCAGCCGCCGCAUCGCCGCCUUCCGCUACGAGCUGCGGGGGGACUGGCUGGCCCGCCCGGCGCUGCCCGCCGCCAGCCUCACCGGAGAAGGAGCGUGCCGGCCGUGCAACGACACCGAGAUCCUGAUGGCCAUUUGCACUAGUGACUUUGUGAUCCGCGGCAGCAUCCGGAGCGUCUCCAACGAUGCGGAGCUGCAGGAAUCCGUCAUCGGGGUGAGCGCCACCCGCAUCCACCGCCAAAAGUUCCCCCUCUUCCAGGCGGGGGGGCGGCCGGGGGGCAGCAUCCGUACCCCGCUGCGCUGCGGCGUCAAACCGGGCCCCGGCACCUUCCUCUUCACCGGGUGGCUGCAUUUUGGAGAAGCCUGGCUGAGCUGCGCGCCCCGUUACCGGGACUUCCAGCGCAUCUACGAGGGGGCCCGGCGGACGCGCCAGAACCCCUGCGAGUUCCCCGUGGACUGAAGAAUUUGGGGAAGGCGGCCCGGCCCCACGGGUGUUUGGGGGGCUGGGGUCCCGCAAAGGCAGUGAGAGCAUCCCCGGGGGGAUGCAGCCCGGCAGGGAUGAUGCCCGGAGGGAGCGUGGCACUCGGUGGCCGGGCUCCAGCAGCCCCCGUCGCCGGGCUGGGGAGGGGGAAUGGUCCUGGGAAAACCCUACGGGAAUGGAUUUUUCCAGGACACGCUCGCUCAUCUGUGGUCCCCAGGGACCUGCCCGGGUGAGGGGUGCAGCUCUGUGGGGCAAUGGGUUGGGGCGCCCUGGGGAGCAGGGUGCUGCGGGCUCGGGGUGCUGCAUGCUCAGGGGAUGCUGUGGGGCACGGUGGGUCCGAUACGAGGGGGUAGCCAUUCCCCCCCUCCCCACCCCGGGGGAGGGCUCGGUGGUGGGUGGCCGUGGUGGCAGGGCUGGGGGCACGGUGGGCACGGUGGGGUGAGGAAGGGCCAGGAGGUGGAUUUGUAAUGUCGGGGGUGGAAAAGGGAGGAGGAUGGUGGUGAGCCGUGCCCCGGUCCUGCCUGCGGUGUGGGGCACGGGCAGGAGCCGUGGGGCGGAUGCUGAGGAAGAGGAGUGAGGCUGAAGGAAGCAAGAAGGAUGGCGAGGUGGGAGGAAGGCUGGCGUGGGGAGAGGAGGAGUCCCCGGCAAAGCUGGGACAGGACCAAAGCGCCGAUGGAAGGAGGUGCCGUGGGAGUGGGGAGAGGUCAGGCUGUGUCACCCAUCACCACCAGCCCGGGGCUGUGUCACCCGUCACCCGGGGCUGUGGCCUCACGGUGGCUACCGGGUCCCACCGUGCCCGGUUGCCGGUGACGGGACACGCCGUGCCAGCCAGGGGGGGAUUUUUGACCGUGGGGGUGGGGGGCAUCGUAUGUGCACU